CUAUCCAUGGUUUGGCGUCUGAGAAUGCAGAGAGUCUAAUAAUAAUAAAAAUAAUGUUCAUCAACGCCAAACACAAAUAGACUCCCUUUUCCUUGCUCGAUCUAUUCGCAUUCCAAAAUCCCAAAAGGUGAACAUAACCACCCUGCCUGCCUGGGGCCUGAGCUCAUAUUUCUGGUCUUUCAAUAUUUCAUCCAUCCAUCUUUAAGCCGAAAAAUUGAUUUCUUUCUUUCUUUCUUUGAUUGAGUUUGUUUUGAUGGGACUUUGUUGGAGCAAUCGAAUCAAGUCUUAUACUUGUUCUAAUACGGGUUUGAGUUCAAAAUGCGGAAGCAGAAAUGGGAAAACUUUGAGUAGUUCUAGUAGCAAAGUGUCGAUAGUUUCUGUACCCCAAACACCUCGGAGUGAGGGUGAAAUCUUGCAGUCUUCGAAUUUAAAGAUCUUUACCUUCGGUGAGCUGAAGACUGCCACUAGAAAUUUCCGACCAGACAGUGUAUUAGGAGAAGGUGGUUUUGGGUCAGUUUUUAAAGGGUGGGUUGAUGAACACUCACUUGCAGCUACCAGACCAGGCACCGGUAUGGUGAUUGCUGUGAAGAGGCUAAACCAAGAAGGGUUCCAGGGUCACAGGGAAUGGCUGGCAGAAAUCAACUAUCUUGGGCAAUUCCAACACCCUAAUCUUGUUAAGUUGAUUGGUUACUGCUUAGAGGAUGACCAUCGUCUUCUGGUUUAUGAAUUCAUGCCCCGUGGCAGCAUGGAAAACCAUUUAUUCAGGAGAGGGUCUCACUUCCAGCCACUUUCCUGGAACAUUCGAAUGAAAGUUGCACUUGGUGCUGCAAGGGGGCUUGCCUUUCUUCACAGUGCUGACGCAAAAGUCAUAUAUCGUGACUUCAAGACGUCUAACAUCCUACUUGAUUCGAACUACAAUGCAAAGCUUUCUGAUUUCGGUUUAGCCAGGGAUGGACCAACUGGCGAUAAUAGUCAUGUAUCUACUAGGGUGAUGGGAACCCAUGGAUAUGCAGCACCAGAGUAUUUAGCCACAGGUCAUUUGACUCCAAAGAGCGAUGUAUACAGCUUUGGAGUUGUACUUCUGGAAAUGUUAUCUGGUCGACGGGCUAUAGACAAGAACCGGCCAUCUGGUCAGCACAACCUGGUGGAAUGGGCCAAACCUUACCUGACAAACAAGCGUAGAGUUUUCCGUGUUCUGGAUACACGUCUUGAAGGCCAGUAUGUACCCAGUCGGGCUCAAAAGCUUUCUAACCUUGCACUUCAAUGCUUAGCUGUGGAACCGAAGUUCAGGCCAAAUAUGGAUGAGGUGGUAAUGGUGUUAGAGCAGCUUCAAGAACAAGUAAAGGACAUACCAAAAAUUUCCCAUAAAGAGCACAAUUUAAAAGUUCGUGGGGGUGCCAAUGGUGGACAGAUUGCUUAUCCCAGGCCUUCGGCAUCCCCACUUUAUGCAUAAGAGAGUAAAAUUUUUGAAGUUGUUAAUAUGCUGUCGUUUUAGAGUGUGAACAGGUUUUCUUGAGUUGAGGCAUGUGUGCUAAAACCAUGCUUGUUCAAGGAGUGUACAGAUUUGUUUUGCUUUUUGCGUAAAGUAUUUAAGGUUCCAUGCAUUGUCUUUUGGCGAACAGAAGUCAGAAUCAUGGAAUCCACAUAGAUUUGGAUGAUGCUGCGAUAUUGUUAUACCUGCAAGCAGCUGCAGAAAUGCCGAGUUCAUGAAAAAUAUGGUUGAGCUUA
Messenger RNA from Populus trichocarpa (black cottonwood), 1728 nucleotides. Its product is annotated as receptor-like cytoplasmic kinase 176. The record is from RefSeq and is a predicted model, not a curated record. Gene Ontology annotation, biological process: protein phosphorylation. Bases 254 to 1453 code for a protein of 399 amino acids. Gene Ontology annotation, molecular function: ATP binding; protein kinase activity. The transcript has 6 exons. Lineage: Eukaryota; Viridiplantae; Streptophyta; Magnoliopsida; Malpighiales; Salicaceae.